AAGCCCCGAACUCAUAGAGGAAAUAACAACUGGUCACCCAAGUGAGGAUCUGGAGGAAUGCCUCGACAAUAACGGAACCCUAAAGAUCAAAAAUGAUAAGAGCAACAAUAGUAAAGAGAAAGAUAAUGCUGGAGAAUGCUUUGAAGAAAAUGAUCAACCAUUACAGAUAAUUGAAACCAAGGAGAAAGACAUACUAUCACGCGAAACAACUUUGCGGACAAUGAAUCAGACCCUGGAGAUACUCGGCCGGAGAUGA
Acaulospora morrowiae is the source of this 256-nucleotide messenger RNA. NCBI's taxonomy places the organism in Eukaryota, Fungi, Glomeromycota, Glomeromycetes, Diversisporales, Acaulosporaceae. The record is from the annotation of a GenBank genome assembly.